CGCAUGUCCGUUAACCAGCCCCUCGCUCCACGUCUCUUCGCUGGCGAGAUGGCCGGAGGGUUACGGAGAAAAGCUCCCGGUUCUCUUUCCCCCUUAAGGGGGAAACUUCAAACACUGUGGCAGGACAAACAUUUGGUUCUGUUCAAGACGGAGUAUACGUUACUGGUCGUCUCGGUCCUGUGGCUCCUGGAGAUAGGGAUCAACGUGUGGGUCAUACAGAAAGUUGCAUACACUGAGAUAGACUGGAAAGCCUACAUGGAUGAAGUUGAGGGUGUCAUCAACGGUACCUAUGACUACACCCAGCUUAAAGGAGACACUGGCCCCUUGGUGUAUCCUGCUGGAUUUGUCUAUAUCUUCACUGCUCUCUACUACAUCACCAGCCAUGGGGUUAACAUCCGUUUAGGACAGUACCUGUUUGCUCUUUUCUACCUCAUUACACUGCUGCUCGUCUUCAGGAUAUACAACCGCACAAAGAAGGUUCCUCCCUACGUGUUCUUCUUUGUGUGCUGUGCUUCGUAUCGGAUUCACUCCAUUUUUGUGCUGCGCCUCUUUAAUGAUCCUGUGGCCAUGAUGCUGCUUUUUGGAGCUGUAAACCUCUUCAUGGAUGGAUACUGGACUCUGGGCUGUGGCCUUUACAGUUUAGCAGUGUCUGUGAAAAUGAAUGUGCUUCUCUUUGCUCCUGGGCUACUUUUCCUCCUCCUGUCUGAGUUUGGUCUAAUCAGGACAAUCCCUAAACUUUCUCUGUGUGCAGGCAUACAGGUUUUGCUGGGCCUGCCUUUCCUCCUGGAGAAUCCCAUUGGUUAUGUGAGCCGGGCGUUUGAUCUUGGCCGUCAGUUUUUGUUCAAGUGGACGGUGAACUGGCGUUUCCUGCCAGAAUGGCUCUUCUUGAAUCGGUACUUCCACUUACUCCUGCUGGUUGCCCACCUGCUCACCCUGCUGCUCUUUGCACUCCAAAGAUGGAGGAGGCCAGGAGAAAGUAUCUUUGAGCUACUGAAGGAGCCAAGCAAGAGGAAAAGUCCUGCACAGAAAAGCACUGCUGAUCAGAUAGUGUUGAUUUUGUUCACCUCUAACUUCAUUGGCAUGUGCUUCAGCCGUUCGCUGCACUACCAAUUCUACGUCUGGUAUUUCCACACAUUGCCUUACCUGCUCUGGAGUGGAGGAGUCAAGAAGCUGGCCCACCUCCUCAGGGUCCUGAUCCUGGGUCUGAUCGAGCUCUCGUGGAACACCUACCCCUCUACUAACAGCAGCUCAGCUGCCCUCCAUGUUUGCCACCUCAUAAUCCUGCUUUGUCUGUGGCUUGCUCCACCUCUGUCCUCAGCUCCAGAAGAAACACAAAAAGCUGCUCCUGAUAAGGAGAAACGACAGUGAGAUUUGGACAGGGCUUGUAUUUGGUCAAAUCAGUAGCAAAACAGACUCCAUCAUCCUCCUCACUUUGACACGGACGAAGAGGCGGGCAAUUGGCGUGGACUCGUUUUUCUUUUUAAGGAGCAGUUUGAUACUUCUCAUCUCAGCGAAGGAAGCCAACCUGUAGAGUCUGCAGAUAGAUGCCUUUGUGAUGAAAUGGCUUAAAUUCAUCCCUUGCAGCUGCAAUGAUGGAAAGUGGAAAAUUAUGAAUUCUCAGGUUUUGUCUCGUGAAUAAUAGGAGUGAUUUGAAAGAAGGACAAUGUGAAUGAUGUGCUGUUUGGAAACAAUUUGUUACUUAGGUAAUUUCUACCUAACAUGUUAAGGUAAUGUUGAAAAUAAUGAUGACUCAGAACAUUUACUUGGUGCAAAAAGCUUUAAUAAAUUGCAUUAAUGGCA
Cheilinus undulatus (humphead wrasse) is the source of this 1800-nucleotide messenger RNA. RefSeq names its product ALG3 alpha-1,3- mannosyltransferase (gene alg3). The transcript has 9 exons. Gene Ontology annotation, cellular component: endoplasmic reticulum. The coding region runs from base 4 to 1368 and encodes 454 amino acids. The record is from RefSeq and is a predicted model, not a curated record. NCBI's taxonomy places the organism in Eukaryota, Metazoa, Chordata, Actinopteri, Labriformes, Labridae. Gene Ontology annotation, molecular function: dol-P-Man:Man(5)GlcNAc(2)-PP-Dol alpha-1,3-mannosyltransferase activity.